CCGAUCAUUACAAGUUCACAACAAUAUUGACCCAAACACUCUUCUCUCUUCUCUUUCGUUCUUCUCCCUCGCAGAUCCGCCCGCCCCACCAGCCGCUAAUCGCCAAUUCUCUUCGUCUUCAAAACCCCUAUGCUCUUCGCAAAGCCUCCGCACAACCCAAGCGCCAGACGCUCUGAACGACAAAUCAGUGAAGCCUUGGGGGCGGCCGCCCCUCUAGCUGCAACCUGCAGUUCUUCUUACUAAUAUAUGAGCAAUCUUCUCUUCCGUUCAACUGCCAGGUAGGCAAAAUUCCAAAAUUCCAGUUCUUCAGCUGAUUCAGGACCGUCGGAGGAUGACUAAAUUCUCCUCCUUAAUGGUGGUGGAACAGCUGGUAGAAGCUAGAAAUGCUCGGAUUCAUUUAUGACUUCAAUUUCAACUAGGGAUUUGAUCAUGUGCUUGACUGCUACAAUCUUUUCCAGUUUGUGUAUUUGCGAUCAGUGAGAUAAAUCAAAAUUCGUGAGGACCCUCUUAGCUUACUGUAGUCUUACGCCAUGGCUGUCCAACAAGAGGCGGCGCAGGAGUACGUGCCGCAGCCGAAGAAGAAAGAACCUUCUGAGCUAGAGAAGAGGAGAAAGAAAAUUGAACCUGGAAGCUUAAUGAAAGCUGAAAUGAGGCCAGGAGGUGGCGAUGCUAGACCAUCCGAUGGUGACCAGGUCUUAUAUCACUGCACAGUUAGAACGUUGGAUGGAGUAGUUGUGGAGUCUACUAGAUCUGAUAAUGGGGGUAAGGGCAUUCCACUGCGACAUGUUUUGGGUAAAAGCAAGAUGCUAUUAGGAGUCGUUGAGGGACUUACCACAAUGUUGAAGGGUGAAGUGGCAAUGUUUAAAAUGAAGCCAUCAAUGCAUUAUGGUGAGGCUGAUUGUCCAAUCUCGCCACCAAGUGGAUUUCCAAAGGAAGAUGAACUUCAUUUUGAGAUUGAAAUGAUAGAAUUCUCAAAAGUGAAGGUAGUCAAUGAAGAUUUGGGGGUUAUAAAGAAGGUGAUUGCUGAUGGCCAAGGCUGGGAAACUCCUAGGGAACCAUAUGAAGUACAAGCCAGGAUUUCAGCUAAAACUGCUGACGGGAAAGUUAUUCUUUCCCACGAACAAGGAGAGCCAUAUUUCUUUACUUUCGGGAAAUCUGAGGUGCCUAAAGGUCUUGAGAUGGGAAUGGGAACAAUGGCACGGGAAGAAAAGGCUAUAAUAUAUGUUACUGGCCAAUACUUAACUCAGUCACCCCUCCUAUCUACAAUAGAAGGUUUGGAUGAAGUUCAAUUUGAAGUGGAGCUUGUUCAUUUCGUUCAGGUGAGAGACAUGCUUGGAGAUGGGCGUCUAAUAAAACGCAGACUUCGUGAUGGGAAGGGUGAGUUUCCCAUGGAUUGCCCUCUUCAUGACAGUCUUCUGCGGGUCCACUACAAGGCCAUGCUUCUAAAUGAUGAAAAGACUGUCUUCUACGAUACAAGAGUUGAUAAUGAUGGGCAGCCUUUGGAGUUCAGUUCUGGCGAAGGACUAGUUCCUGAAGGAUUUGAAAUGUCUGUCCGCCUGAUGCUUCCAGGAGAGUUGGCUUUGGUAACAUGUCCUCCUGAUUAUGCAUAUGACAGAUUUCCAAGGCCAGUCAAUGUUCCUGAAGGUGCUCAUGUCCAAUGGGAAAUUGAGCUUCUUGGUUUUGAAAUGCCAAAGGACUGGGCUGGCAUGGAUUUUCAGAGUAUAAUGGAUGAUGCUGGAAAGAUCAGAAGCACCGGAAACAGGUUGUUCAAAGAAGGAAAGUUCGAACUAGCCAAAGCCAAGUACGAGAAGGUACUGAGGGAGUUUAACCAUGUCAAUCCACAAGAUGACGAGGAAGGGAAGGUUUUCCUGAACACGCGGAAUUUGUUACACCUUAAUGUGGCCGCUUGCUACCUGAAAAUGAAGGAAUGCAGAAAAUCCAUCGAGGCAUGCAACAAGGUUCUGGAUGCAAGUCCUGCACAUGCAAAGGCUCUAUACCGCCGCGGAAUGGCAUACAUGGAAGCUGGCGAUUUUGAUGAAGCAAAGAACGACUUUGAAAUGAUGGCAAAAGCUGACAAGUCGUCCGAGCCUGAUUCAAAAGCUGCUCUUCAGAAACUAAAGCAAACAAAGCAGGAAGUUGAGCGGAGAGCACGGAAACAAUUCGGAGGGCUCUUUGAUAAGAAGCCCGGAGAGAUAGCAGAGGUUGGGCCAGAAGAUGAAGCAAAUGAGAAAGAGGAGGAGAGCACAUCCAAAGAACAGCACAAGGAUGACGAGAUCGAGGAAGAGCCAUUGCUGGAAGAUGCAGUGGAGGGACCAAGACCUGGCCUGUUGCAUCGCUUGUGGCCGACUGGGGGAAGGCUAUUCUCGGCUCUGGGGCUCCAACGCUGUACCAUCUUGUGAAACCUCGGCAGAGAGGUCACUUUUUAAAAUCGCUCCCACAUUGCUGGUUAUGCAGAGAGGUCACUUGCUCACUUUUGAAUUAGUAACUUUAUACAUAAUAAUAAUUUGUCUCUUCUAUCUACACCUAUUAUUGAAGUCAAAUUAGGGAAAAAAUUCCCCACUUCAAAUUUCCAGCCUGAAGAGAAAGAAAUAUCAAAUAUGGAAGCCUCGUUUAGUAAGAGGAUAUUUACAUGGUUGAAAGUAUUAUUUUGGGUAAAUACAAUUUAAUAUCCAAACCUUUUAUUUUAAACAAUAUAAUAGCCAAACUUUUUCGAAAACAAUCUAAUAUCCAAAUCGUCAACUUUUCGUUCGUUUGACCGUUAGUUGACACUUCAAGAAAGCUUUGUUUAAGAGAAAUUGUCACAAUACUAACUUUGUUUUCUUGUUUUGGCAUUGCAGAUGACUGAAUAUUUAGAUAUUUUAUAUCAUCAUGGUGGAGUCAUGGACUUUUCGGGUUUGGAACUACGAUAUGUUGGUGGUUUUUUAGAGAAGAUAUCGAUGGAUAUUGAUGAAGUGUCGUACUUCGAACUUUUUUGAAGUGUCAACUAACGGUCAAACAGACAGAAAAUUGACGAUUUGGAUAUUAAAUUGUUUUCGAAAAGGUUUGGUUAUUAUAUUGUUUAAAAUAAAAGGUUUUGGUAUUAAAUUGUAUUUACCUUAUUAUUUUUGCUCGAACAAAAUUUCGUUCUAUCCGCAAUUUGCCAUCGACCUUGUUUGUGGCCCUUUGUCCUUAGGGUUUACAGCUCCAACAGCCUCCCCUCGUGAAAACAACAUUCGUGCUCUGUGUGUCAUCUUGUCGUGGUGCACCAGUUCGUAAAAUUGGGUUCACUAAGUUGUCUUUGGAUUGGAGAGGAGACCUUGUUUUGGAAGGGAGGAGAUGGAUGGUGGUCUGGAGAACAAGAUGAAGGACAGACGACGGAGGGGACUUUGACAUAUACGAUUCUCUUAAAGUUUAACCCAUCCUUUUUGUACAUGUGUCUAGAAUUUUGGAAUUGGCUAUUAAAAUUUUUGGGUACAUAUAGGAAUUUUACAAUACUUUAAAGUACUGAUUUUUUAAUUUUUGCUUUUAUACAAUUUGAAGUUGUACUUUUAACGUUGGAUUUUUUCUAGAUUUACCAUCAUUAAAAAAAACUACAAAAAUACCAUUGUUUUCGAAAAUUUUUCAAAACUAACACCAUUUUCUUAAAACCACACACUGAAGACGCGGUUUACUGAAGAAACACGUGGGGAAGAUGCGGUCAAGGCUAGGGCAGCCAACAAACCGUCUAAGGAAGCCGCGGUCCGCAGAACUGUUGGAUUAGAAAGCGAUCCAAGGGCGGACCGUGCGUCAUGUAAGCGAUCUGUGUCAAGGAUCGAGAAUCGCAGGCGGAGGGGGCAAUUUCUGACAUGAAAAAACGCAAACCGUGGCUGGAGGAGGCGGUUUUUGUGUUUGCAAAUUUACAAAACCGCCCCCAUAAGACAGUCCGAAUCUUACAUAAACCCCCUCUCCCCUCCUUGCUUCACACCAAAACUCAUUCUCCUCUCUCUCUCUCUCUAAGAUUAUCUCCUUAUCCAUCCCCCUCUCCACCCAAAAACCUAGUAAAUAGUGAUAUGUUGGUUGCGGCUAAAUCUGAACUGCCAUAAAAAACAUUUCUUUGGUUUUUCCUUCAAAAACCAUCGAAUCUCUGUUCGGCUACUAGCAAAAAUGGCUUAUAUUUUCGAAAAACAGCUCCUUCAACAGACGGUUUGUUCUAGGUCAGCCACUAAACCGCCUCCCCAUGUGGCUGUUUUCAAAGAAUGGUGGUAGUUUUGUAAUUUUUCCGGGUUGGGUGGUAUUUUUUAAUUUUUUUUAAACAGUCGUAGAUCUGGAAAAAAAAUCCUUUAACGUUAU
This is a messenger RNA of Linum trigynum, 4308 nucleotides long. The record is from the annotation of a GenBank genome assembly. NCBI's taxonomy places the organism in Eukaryota, Viridiplantae, Streptophyta, Magnoliopsida, Malpighiales, Linaceae.